Rhipicephalus sanguineus (brown dog tick) is the source of this 1918-nucleotide messenger RNA. RefSeq names its product F-box/LRR-repeat protein 4 (gene Fbxl4). The transcript has 15 exons. Gene Ontology annotation, molecular function: protein binding. Gene Ontology annotation, cellular component: SCF ubiquitin ligase complex. The coding region runs from base 38 to 1714 and encodes 558 amino acids. The record is from RefSeq and is a predicted model, not a curated record. Gene Ontology annotation, biological process: SCF-dependent proteasomal ubiquitin-dependent protein catabolic process. NCBI's taxonomy places the organism in Eukaryota, Metazoa, Arthropoda, Arachnida, Ixodida, Ixodidae.
UCGUUGACAAUCUUAUUCUCAGCGUUGCAAGAUAUAAAUGGAUGAUGAUGAAAUAUGCCAAGAUGUGAGAGAAGUCACUGAUUACAGUUCUCAGUAUGGAAGUUACAACAGCAUAUCGUACGUGGCAUUAAACGUGAUCGGAGCGCCCGAGGUGUUUCCGGAGUACGGAGACUACUCCGAGACGUUUUCGGCGCGCACUUACGGACCGUGGUGGCAUCUGCACUCCAUAUCUGACAGGAACUUUAUUACCAUUCUGCCGAAAGAAAGACACGUCAAGAGCCAAGAUUAUGUUGAGCUUCAGUACGAACAUCACGUGUAUCCAGCCACAGUCACCGUCUUUGAGACUUACAAUCCUGGGAGUGUUGUGAGAAUUCUGGCCUUCGAUCGCCUCAAGAACAGAUGGAAGGAGUUGUGGGUGGGAAAGCCCACAAAAGGUGCUGAGGCUUGUGCCUGGCCAAGACCAUUGCCAUCUGAGAACACGUUUGUUACGAGGGUUCUGCGACUUGAGUUCCACCAUGCUCACCUCGACUACCACGCACAAAUCGACGCGGUGCUGCUUGCGGGAUCCUUUAGAAGGCCGGUGCCUCCAGAUUCUGAAAGUGAUGAACCGAGCAGCACAGCGGUCGCACCACAAUCAAGUUGCAAAGAAGAAGCAUUUCUCCCAUCACACGCUGGAUUCCAUUCACUGCCGCAUGAACUCCUGACUCAAAUUUUUCACUAUCUCGAUCUUCUGUCGAUAUGUAGGCUAUCUGGCACCUGUAAGCUGUUUUGGAAAGUGUGCUACGAUCAUAUAUUUUACCGAUGCCUGGACCUUCAACCAUACUGGGAAAAGAUUGAUGACAAUGCUCUAGAGGCCCUUCAAAAGCGAUGUGUGACAUUAGAGAAGCUCAACCUCUCGUGGUGUGGUGCUGGUGGAUAUCUCUCUGCAGAAGCCUUUGUGAGUUUCAUGGAACUGAGGGGAGAGCUUCUGCAGUGCCUCUGCCUGUCUUCCUGCCCAUUUGUUGAUAACGAAUGUCUGAAGGUCAUUGCAGAUUACUGUCCAAACCUCACAGAACUGGAACUGAAAGGAUGUUGCAACCCCCUCCUAAAUAGGCUUGGGUUCCUUCAAAUAUCUCACCUGUCAAAGCUAGUUUGGCUGGACCUGUGUAGGACUGAAAUCGAGAUGUUCUCCCUUAUCUCAAUCAUCAGGAAUUGCAAUAAGCUCAAACACUUGUCCUUAGGCAGCUGUCCUGUUGUGAACAACUACGACGACAUUGCCCUGGAGAUCAGCACCUAUCUGGGAAACCUCAGAAGCCUAGACCUUUAUCGUGCAAGAACUCUGUCAUCCGUUGGUGCCAAUCUGUUUGCCCGAUCCUGUCCGCUUCUAGUCAGCCUCGACCUAGGCUGGUGCACCAGCAUUGAGACAGGAUCCAUCCAGGAACUUGCAAGAGGCUGCCCACAUUUGAAGAGACUGCUGCUGACUGCUGUUCGCGUCCUUUGCGACACGGACUUGUAUGCUAUUGCAACAUAUUGUCACGACCUCGAACACCUGGACAUUCUGGGAUCUGCAGAGGCAAGCUCAUCUGGAGUCAUUCAGGUGCUGAACGAGUGCAAGCAACUGAAGAUUCUCGACGUGUCCUUCUGCUUUAGAAUCAGCCUCGACAUUGUGCAAGAGUGGAAGAGGCUGUACCCCAAGGUGCAAAUCAAGAGGAGUAUCUCGGACCCUUUUAGAUGACACGCCGUUCCCUAUAAGCAAAUAAUUUACUGUAUAUAAAUCGAAUUCAGGAAUUUCUCUCAAGCCCCAACUAUCGAAAGCUGGGUGAAAAUUUGUGUAUAUAUAGUUUGUUUCUGUAAAAUGGACUAUGUUAUGUAAGAAAUGUGAAGUUGUUGUGUGUGCUGUGUUUACUUGAUGUAAUAAAGUGCAGCAAUGCCCCAUCAA